GACCUGACCUCGCCCAUCGUCCCCACGGGCCUCGACUUCUCCCACCUGCUCACCCCGCACCUGCCCUUCGAGCCCGACUUCCCCACCACCCUCGCCGCCCUCUGCGACACCCUCCGCGACGUCUACACGCGCCUCGCCGACCUCGCCAACGCGAACGCGCUCCUCGCCGAGGGCCCGCUCAUCGCCGAGGCCUUCGCCAAGGCGGACAAGGCGCUGCGGAAAAUCUUCGCCGCCAACAGCGUGCGCGAGUUCGAGGAGGCCAGCCGCGCCGGCGUCCGCACCGAGGUCGCCGGCCUGGGCAAGCUGAUCCUCGGCGGCCUGAUGUAG
This is a messenger RNA of Dissoconium aciculare CBS 342.82, 327 nucleotides long. RefSeq lists its product as uncharacterized. The annotation marks the transcript as partial. NCBI's taxonomy places the organism in Eukaryota, Fungi, Ascomycota, Dothideomycetes, Mycosphaerellales, Dissoconiaceae. The record is from RefSeq and is a predicted model, not a curated record. The transcript has 2 exons.